UAGCAUUUUUUGUGUGGUGUGGUGGCGUCUUAUUGUCAGAUUAUUAGAUUUUAAUUGAAUUAAACGCAAGAAUAAAGCGAUGCUGAGCCGCAAGAGACGGGCGAGCAGCAUAUCCAGUCGACAGGACGAGGAUCCGUUGCAGCUAGACGACUCGACGCCCGAGCAGUCGCCGGUGCAGCAGACAACGACACAAUCGGCGCGAAAAAAGCGCCGUCUCGAUCCCACAGAACUAUGCCAGCAGUUGUACGAUUCCAUUAGAAAUAUCAAGAAGGAGGAUGGAUCCAUGCUUUGUGACACUUUUAUUCGGGUUCCGAAGCGUCGGCAGGAGCCUUCCUACUAUGACGUGGUGGUGAAUCCCAUCGAUCUGCUCAAGGUGCAGCAGAAACUGAAAACAGACUCAUACGACGAUCUGGAUGAUCUAAUGGCAGACCUGGAGCUACUCAUUGGGAAUGCGAAGGCUUUUUAUAAAUCCGACAGCUUCGAGUAUCAAGAUGCGGUAUCCUUGUGGCAGCAAAUCCAGUCGCAGAGGCAGCGUAUCAUGGAGGCCAACGGAUUAGCGGAGGAGGAGCCGCGUGCUCGACGCAUUUCGCGGCAGGUGCGCCGCAUGACUACCAGCACGGAACCGGGUGGCGACGGAGCAGCUGAUGACGAGUACAAUCAGUACGAGGAGCUCUUCGCCUCAGUUAUGACUGCCUCAGAUCCUGUGGGCGACCGGGCCAUGCACCGUAUGUUUCAAUUGCUUCCCUCAAAGAAGAUCUACCCUGACUACUAUGAUGUCAUUGAGCAUCCCAUUGAUCUGCGGCUGAUUGCGACCAAAAUCCAAAUGAACGCAUACUCCUCGCUAGUGGAGAUGGAGCGGGAUUUGCUGCAGAUGACGAAGAACGCAUGCCUAUUCAAUGAACCCGGUUCUCAGAUCUACAAGGACGCCAAGGCCCUAAAACGCAUCUUUACGCAGAGGCGUAUUGAGCUAGAGACGGGCAAGGGCAAGCUCGCUAAGAGGAUCAAAAGUCUUUCGAGUGCGGCAAUUGCGGCACUAAAAGAAGAGGUAGACAGCUCGGACGACGAGGAGACUAGCAAAAAGGGAGAGGGACCCAUGUGGGCAUUAUUCGAUCAUUUAUAUAACGCACCAGGAACUUCAGAGCAUCCUGGUGUGACUGGUCCCCCUUUGGGCAACUCCCUUUGGAAACUGCCAGUGCGCCGCUUUCAUCCGGAAUACUUUGAGUUAAUCAAACGACCGAUAUCCAUGAGCCAGAUCCACACAAAGCUGAAGAAGGGAGACUAUGCGAACAUCAGUGAUCUCACGGCCGAUUUGUAUCUCAUGCUGGACAAUGCCAAAAAGGCGUUUCCGCUUUCCCAUCGCACACACAAAGAUGCUUUGAAAAUGCUAAAGCUUAUGAACGCAAAGCUAGUGGAGGAAUCCCUGGAGGAGGGUAGCGAUCUAGAUGAGGAAGAAGCAGACGAGAUGGACGCAGAGGUAUUUACGCCUAGCUCGCAGCCGGAAAAGCGCAAACCGGGCAGGCCGCGUAUCAACUCUAAUUCCAACUCGAAUGCCUCCCAUACGCCAAACAACUCGAACUCACCCAAAUCCAAUCGUAUUGCCAUUAAUGCGGCAAUUAAGAAGAAGAUUCUAAGCAUACAAAAAUAUCUGGUGGACUAUUCUUUGGGGAAUCGGCGACCUAUCGAGAUGUUUAUGGAGAAGCCGCCACGUAAGAUUUAUCCGGACUACUACGAUAUCAUCCAGAAUCCUAUUGACAUGAACACCAUUGAGCACAACAUACGCACCGAUCGUUAUGCCGCCGUAGAGGACGUGGUAUCCGACUACCGACUUAUGUUUUCCAAUUGCCGGCAGUAUAACGAGGAAGGUUCUAACAUAUACGAGGACGCUAACAUCUUGGAACGAGCCCUUAACGAAAAGCUCAAGGAGUUUCCAGGUCUGUCAGAGGGCAAAAAAACCCAGCAAAAGUACAACAAAGUGGGCAGGAAGUUAAAAACAGCUCUGAUCACUGAUCGCCUGUGGCAGUUCUAUGAAACUGUAAAGGAGUAUCAGGAACCGAAGGGCAAGAGGCAGCUAUCGCUGAUAUUUACCAAACUGCCGUCAAAGAACGAAUAUCCGGACUACUAUGACAUCAUUAAAGAACCAAUUGACAUGGACCGGAUAGCUCAAAAACUAAAACAGGGCGCUUACGAGAGUUUAGAUGACUUGGCUGCUGAUUUUCUGCUGAUGUUGGAGAAUGCCUGCAAAUACAACGAACCAGACUCGCAGAUAUACAAAGACGCUCUGGUUCUACAGCAGUUGACACUGCAGCUGAAGCAACAGCUACGCACCGAGCGCGAUUCACUUCCUGAUGUUCCUCUGGCUGUUCAGGAACUAUUCCUUUCCCUGUUCACUACUCUUUACAAUCACCAGGACGAAGAGGGUCGUUGCUACUCCGAUUCCCUGGCUGAACUGCCUGAGUACGAUGAGAUAGGUGAAGGACCCAAGGUGCGCGGCAUAUCACUAGAUCUUGUGAAGCGAAGGUUGGACAAGGGAGCUUACAAGCGGCUUGAUAUAUACCAGGAGGAUAUAUUCGCCUGUUUGGAGCGUGCAAGAAAAUUAUCGCGCACAGAUUCAGAUAUUUUUCAGGACUCUAUCGAACUGCAAACCUACUUCAUCCGAAAGCGGGACGAGUUAUGCAAGGAUACACUAAGCUCACCUGCUCUAAGCUUUACUCUUGAGCGCCUUCUAGCUGAUGUAGAGGUUAGUCGACAGCAGAAGGUGCAACAGGAAGAACAGGAUCAGGAGCAGGACAAGGAGAAGGAUGAGUUCAACGCCGCCAAGGGGGAGAGCAUGACUAUAAACCAACAGGUAUUUUCCCCCGGCGAUUACGUGUACGUGCAAAUGCCGGAAAACAAGAUUCCUUCCAUAUGCUGCAUUGAGCGCCUGUGGACGUCUCCUACUAACGAGAAGCUAAUGCAGGCUUCGAUCUUUGUGCGUCCACACGAAACCUACCAUGUAACCACUCGAAAGUUCCUCGAAAAGGAAGUGUUCAAGAGCAGUCUUUCGCAAACUAUUUCAAUGGACAAGGUGCUGGGAAUGUGCUAUGUGAUGAAUAUAAAGGAUUAUAUUAAGAUGCGGCCGGACAGACUGCCCGAAAAGGAUGUCUUCGUCUGCGAAUCUCGCUACAACAUCCAUGGUCGUUGUUUUAAGAAGCUGAAAAGCUGGCCGCCGAUUCGCGAAGGCAGCUCUGUAAAAUUUGUUCCGCGUGAGCAGCCAUUGGAGCUAAAGCGAGUGAUGUCCGUGUUUAAAGAGCGUUUGGAGAAGCAUAAAGGAGAACUGGAGGAGCUGAAACUCCAAGAGACCCUGGUCGAGAAGGAGAAGCCAAAUGUGUCUUGCGAUCCACCGCAAAAUUCUGAGAGCACCAGCACAUACUACCAGCAGUACAACACGGUCUGUAGCGGGGCCAUAAAAACUGGGGACUUCGUAUAUGUAGCCACCCAAACAGGAAAACAGUCGGUGGCUCAGGUGCAUCAGAUCUGGGAGGAAAAUGGUAAAUCCUACUUUAAGGGUCCAUGGUUGCUCCCCCCCAGCGAGACGACUCCUGGCUUGGGAAAGCAAUUCUUCCGCCAGGAACUGUUGCUGAGCACCGUCGAAGAGGUCAGCCCGGUAGUGGGUAUUGUGGGUCGUUGCGCCGUCCUUGAAUAUGCCGAAUUUAUCACCUCACGGCCCACGGAGAUAUCGGAAAGCGAUGUGUAUAUUUGUGACUCCGUCUACGACGAGCUGAAGAAGGCUCUCCGAAAGCUGUCUCCCGGCAAUAUGCGCAAGUUUAAGCAUAGUCCUGCCGUUACCGAAGAUGAGAUAUUCUAUUUUAAAACUCCUAUUAAGCCCUCCAAGGACGUUAAGAACGAGUUGAACGAGCUAGCCAUGUUGGAGGAUUCAAUGGAUGGGGAUACUCCCUCGCUAAGUUCAGAUAUUGCGGCAAUGUCUUCGCCGGCUCCUUCAGUGAACUCCACACCACUGACCUCCAAAUUUAAGGCAGCAAAAUCGGCCAAGAAAUGUCUUACCGGUUACAUUCUCUACUCUAGUGAAGUAAGGAAAGGCAUUUGCCAGAGUAAUCCGGAAGCCACUUUUGGCGACAUAUCCCGCAUGGUGGGCACCGAAUGGAAGAAUCUCCCGGCCAGCGUGAAGCAAAGCUGGGAGGAUCGGGCCAGCCGUCAGAACGAGGAGACAGCGGCCAUGCGCCGUGAGUUAGACGACGCUCAAAACAGCGCCAGCCCCUUGCCUCAGAUGUCACAGGAUGCCUUCGGCCAGGUGCUAACCUUCGAGUGUCAGUGGGACAAGUGCGAUUUUCAAUUCGAGGAACUGGGCGAUUGCACGGAACAUUGCAUGUCUGAUGCCACUGGUCAUAUUCAGCGCCAUCCACAGGCGGGCGUAGAGAUGGAGUAUGUCUGCCUGUGGCGCAACUGCCCGCGGAUAAAGAAAUCAAUCCAGGCCUUUCCAAAUGUUCUUCGCCUUAUCAAGCACGUGCGCGAAGUUCAUCUUAGCAAGUGUGGCAAGUCCGUGUCUAUGGCAGAUCGUAGUAAGAACUUUGUGCCGCGUCGCCAAAAGAAUGCCCCACUGGCCACAACGGUUCCCAUUCCUCCCAGCCUUGCGCAAUCGCCGCGCGCACCAAGCAAUCUCGAGGCAGUUCAGCUCCAGCAACAACAACAGCAGCAUAAUGUGCACCAAUUGCAACAGCAACAGAUCGUCUUAGGACCUCCGCCAGAGCCAAUGUUCGUCACAGUGCCACCGCGUACCACUCGCGUCAUACACUCAGAGGCGUACAUUAAAUACAUAGAAAGCCUGCACACGGGUAGCCACUUGAACGUGGCCACCUGUAACAACAACUGGCGGCGGGCACUAACGCAUGUCACACCGGCACAAGUCGUGGCCAAGGCGCCACUACCUGAGCAAUGGAUCGGACCAAAUCUCCGUGACCAAGGCAAUGUGGUGCAGGCUUUAUGCCACCUUCGCAAUUUUAUGGUCGACGACGUACUUCAAAUACGGCGGAGCUGCAACUAGCUAAUCGUAAUAUUUUAAGCCCAAAGUGUUUCGAGUUCCAUGUUUAUAAACAAAAGAAACAAAUUACAAAACAUGUUUGUAUUAACUAA
Drosophila eugracilis is the source of this 5127-nucleotide messenger RNA. It is a transcript of the gene polybromo, whose product is annotated as protein polybromo-1. The coding region runs from base 80 to 5038 and encodes 1652 amino acids. The record is from RefSeq and is a predicted model, not a curated record. NCBI's taxonomy places the organism in Eukaryota, Metazoa, Arthropoda, Insecta, Diptera, Drosophilidae. Gene Ontology annotation, biological process: chromatin remodeling. Gene Ontology annotation, cellular component: RSC-type complex. Gene Ontology annotation, molecular function: chromatin binding; protein binding. The transcript has 4 exons.